Neurospora crassa OR74A is the source of this 4650-nucleotide messenger RNA. RefSeq names its product RSC complex subunit (gene pbd-1). Gene Ontology annotation, molecular function: protein binding; chromatin binding. The transcript is spliced from 5 exons. Lineage: Eukaryota; Fungi; Ascomycota; Sordariomycetes; Sordariales; Sordariaceae. Bases 620 to 4240 code for a protein of 1206 amino acids. Gene Ontology annotation, biological process: chromatin remodeling. Gene Ontology annotation, cellular component: RSC-type complex. The record is from RefSeq and is a predicted model, not a curated record.
CCGCAAUCGACACCAAUUGGACCCUCGUCUUGGUUUCGCGUGUUUCCCCAGGAAGAGCUAGCCAUCACUACACUACACUACACUACUUUCUACACGAGGUAUCCUUGGUGGGCAUCUUUUAGGAGAUCGUCGUCCUCUUGGUUUCUGCCAUCGACGCACACAGACUGACUCGCGGCCCCGGCAACGGUACCCCAAUCAACACCCACCAACAAGAACAACAGAGCCAACACGCCAACCAACUACUACUUCUACUACUACUGCUACUACUACUGCUACUACCACUACUACUGCUACCUUAGACAUAGGGUGUGGCUUGGCUCCAGCAGCGGGCGUCUGAACCUGUGUCUGUGUCUGUGUUCUGGACUGCGCGUGGAGAACCGUGUAUGUGUGAGGGAGAGCACCUGCUGCUGCUGCUGCUGCUGCUGCUGCUGCUGCUGCCGCUGCGUGUUUGGUUUGUCUGGCGGACGGAAACACCUUGGAGAAACACAGACAAACCGACCGGGGAGAGGAGUCUAGGAGUCCACCCUUGCGCUACCGUCCCAGCUCUCUACACUACAAUCUGCCCUCCCGUUACCACAUCCCCGUAGCUUGCGUACCUACACUAGCUUGCGUAGCCGCGAUGCCCACUUUGCGCGAGCGCCCCAGCAGAGGCGACUCCUCCCCCGCCAAGAGGAACACCACUUCUUCAGCUGCUGCCCCGACCAGGACAGCCGCCAGAACCACCCCCAGAACCACGCGACGACAGUCCAGCAACACCAAUAGCAAUAUUAUGGCUGCUGCCCCGGCCCGUGACGCGAUCGAGGUACGCGAGUCCAUCGAGGCCAAGGGCGACGUCGAUGACGAUGUAGACAUGGAGGAUGCCGAUGCCAAAGACGACGAGCCGCGCAAACCCACCGACAAAGACCAAGAUGCGGACAUGGCCGAUGACCGAGAAGACGACGAGGACGAGGACCACGAUCAGGACGAAGAAGACGAAGAAGAGAGUGAUUCUGCCAAGGAUCUCUUACAGCUAAUCAGAGACACGUCCGAGUACCUGUGUCGGUACACCAUCAAGGUGGAUGGAGAGGACUACGAGAUUGCCUCUGGCUUCCAGAGGUUAGUCAACAAGCGGAGUCUUCCCGAUUACUUUGAGGUUAUCAAGACCCCCAUGGCCUUCAGCACCAUCAGGGGUAAGCUGGGCAAAAAGAGCUACACAAGCUUCAACGAAUUCGUUCAAGACGUGACGCGCAUAUGCCACAACGCACAAGUUUACAAUAGACCCUCCGCCCCCAUCUUCUCCGACGCCGGUCGGUUGCUCGAGGUUUUCAAAGGAAAGCUUGCCGAACUCGUCCGGAAGGGGGACAUUACCGAAAAAGACGCCGAGAUCCCCGACUACGGUCCGUUACCCGAGUUUGAAGAUUCGCCAACCCCCGAAGAGGAAGAGGAUGAGGAAGAGGAGGAAGAGGAGGAGGAAGAAUCAGAAUCGGAUGACUCGGAUGCUGUCGACUCGGAUGGGCGGCGCCGGCGUGGACGGAGACGCGGUGGCCGGUCUCGAAGAAGGAAACAAGAUGACGACGAUGAUGAGGCCCAAAAGAAGCACACGAGACCCCUCAAGGUCCUCACGCCGCAAGAGGCCAGGAUACAGGCCCUACUCAAGGGGCUGCGGAAAUUCAAAAACGAAAAUGGCCAUGUGCGCAUCAAUCACUUUCAGAGGCUCCCUGACAAGUCAGAAAGCCCGGGUUACUACGCCGCCGUGCGCAACCCAAUUGCGUUGGAUAUGAUCAUCAGGAAGCACAAGCGUAAAAAGUACCAAUAUCUCGACCAAGUCCUCCAGGACCUGGAACUCAUGUUUGAGAAUGCCAAGCUCUUCCACGAACAGGGGAGUGAAGAGUAUGAAGAUGCGGUUGAACUACAAAAAGAGGCGCGCGCCCUCACGGAGCAGGAAAAGGCCAAGCCCGACGAUGACUUUCGCGACGCAGAUGGAAAGCUGCCCUUGGACAGCAUUGAGCACGGAGGCGAGCUGUGGCGAGUGGGUGAUUGGGUUCACAUCCGUAACCCCAACGAUCUUUCCAAGCCCAUAGUCGCGCAGAUCUACCGCAUGUGGUCGGACAAGUCUGGCCAGAAGUGGGUGAACGCCUGCUGGUUCUAUCGCCCAGAACAGACGGUCCAUCGCUAUGACAAGUUCUUUUACGAGAACGAGGUGGUCAAGACAGGCCAGUAUCGCGACCACCGGAUCGAAGAAAUCGAGGACCGAUGCUUCGUCAUGUUCAUUACCCGCUACCCCAAGGGCCGCCCUCGCGGAUUGCCCUAUAACAAGAUGGUGUAUGUCUGCGAGGCGCGGUACAACGAAGAGAAAUGCAAGUUCAACAAGGUCAAGACGUGGUCCAGCUGUCUGCCCGAAGAGGUUCGCGACCAGGACUAUGAGAUGGAUCUCUGGCCUGUGCCGCGCACCAUGAGGAAGAUCCCCAGUCCCAUCAAGCAUCUGCUGCAAGCCGACGCCAAAGAGACGGACGACUUGCCGAAACCGACGUGGAGAAGCCCGAAUGCGCCUCCCCUCAUUGGGGCGGUCCAUCGUCGCCCUCGUGAGCCCAAUGAGUCGCCUCCGCCAGAAGCUCACCCAACAUUCAUCGCGCCUGUGCCGCUGGCUAUUGGUCCUGGCCCUGGCUCCGGAUCAUCGCACCGUCAGUCCUUCUCUGGUGGUGUUCCAGGAACACCAACAUUCCAUCCGUCUGUCGCUCCCGCGCCUGGACCUGGUGGACACGUCGCGUUUGGAGGUCAACAUUACGUGCAGCAUUUUGCACCACGGCAACAGCAGCAGCAGCAGCAGCAGCAACAGCAGCAGCAGCAGCCGCCACCCCAGGGUCACGGCAUCGCUCCUCACAUCGUCCAGAUUCACGGUCAUCCGCAGUCGCACCCGCCGCCGCCGAUCCAUCAGUAUCAACCGCAGCUGCAACCACAUCCCCAUCAGGGUCUCCAUCAGCAGCCACUAGGACCCCAGCACCAGCACCAGCCAAUGCCCGGCAUGCCCAUGCACGUGCAGCCCCAUCAUCCCGGGAUGCCCCCGAUGCAGCCAAGCCCCCAUUAUUACCCACACCAGCAGCCUCCUUCUUACUCGCACCAACAACCUCCUCCGUACCACGGUCCCGGGCCACAACACGUCCCAAUUCCUCAGCCUCCACACCAGCCGCCGCCGCCGCCGCCGCAGCAACAACAACUUCAACAACAACAACAACAACAACUUCACCAGCCCUACCAGCAAAUUCAAUACAUUCACCACGGCCCCCCGACCACACAAAGCCAGCUCGCUCCGGCGCCGCCUCCCGGGCCCCAGUACGACCCCCAUCACCCACAUUCCAGGCCGGUGCACGCGCACCCGCCACCACCACCACCACCACAACAACAACAGCCCUUUGGAGUCGGUCUACCGCACCACCCUGGUGUACCCAUAGGCUUGCCGGUAGCGCAUCACUCCCAUUCUCAUCCGCAGCCGUCGCCAAUAGCGCCCAAUUUCCCCACGCCCAACAGGCACCACCAGCCACCUCCGAUGGGAACUCCCAUGCAGCAGCACCCACCAACCAUGCCACAGCAGCUCGCCCCAGGUUCGGCCGCUGGUAAUGCGUACAACGCGCCGCGUGCCCCCGAGGUCUACACCCUUGCCGAGAACAUCGACAGUGAGAUCCCGGAGGAGGUGAAGAAGCAGUUUCAGACGGACGACCAAGGACGUGUCCUCUUUUUCACCGCGCCGCCCCUUAACCGGGCUUCUGUUCGCAAUGGUGGCGUGGCGGAGCAGUACGCUGGGUUGGGUCACAGUGUUCACUGGGAGAGCAUCAAAGCUCUCAAGGAGGAGCGGAGGCGCAAGAGGAAGGAACGGGAUGAGGCGCUGCAGGAAGAGGCAAACAAGCGCAAAGCUGCCAAAACAGCCGAGGCCAAGGCGAAUGGCGAAGGGGAUGAGCACAAAAAGGCACUGAGUCUGCUGGAGGAGGGCAUCCUCCAGUGGUGCGAGCAGAUGCAGAAGGGGACGAAGCAUUUGGAGGAAUUGCUAGGGGGCAGGGAGGGGUGGGAAGAGAUGAUGAGGCAGAGUAAGGAGGAGAACAAGGGGCUAACGGAGGCGGAGAUUAGGAAGAAGAGUUUAAGGUGGUGGCUUGAGGAUCAGAUCAAGAAGGGCUUGGUCACGGAGGAGGAAAGGAAACAGAUGGAGGAGGCUUUUCUGGCCGAUGCAAAGGGUUUGACGAGCGUCAAGGCAACGGGGUUGAAGGCUUAAAAACAUUCGGAUCCCAAGCCAAGUUGAGGUUGAGGUCACUUGUAGCAAAGGAACGGAGUAGGUUUGCCGUACUGGAAGCGUUUAUGAUGGAUGGGGUUUCUGGUUGGGACGGCGCCGUCUACUUGGGUUAGCCCUGAAGUCUCUUUUGUCAGUACUACUCAGUAGACGAUAUCUCGGCCAUCACAUGGUUUCAUUUUUAGCCUCGAUUCUGCAUGUUGUUAACUGUUGGGAAUCAAAAGGAAUAUACGGAACUCGGAUGUUUGGCAGAGGGAGUUGUCUGGUUAAAACUGGUGAAUAUGCUUGGGAGUACAUCGUUAAUUACAAUUUCCAAACUAGCUGGCGGAGUUUUGUCGGCUUCAAAAGUUUUUCACUAUAGAGUAUCACCAAAAAGCAUAGGUAUUCCCCCCUGG